Messenger RNA from Paramisgurnus dabryanus, 4034 nucleotides. RefSeq names its product cilia- and flagella-associated protein 69-like. Gene Ontology annotation, biological process: olfactory behavior; positive regulation of flagellated sperm motility; response to odorant. The record is from RefSeq and is a predicted model, not a curated record. Lineage: Eukaryota; Metazoa; Chordata; Actinopteri; Cypriniformes; Cobitidae. Gene Ontology annotation, cellular component: sperm midpiece; non-motile cilium.
ACAGAGAAGUUCGCUGGAUGAACAGCGUUUUAGUUUCUGAAGGGAAAGUUUUUCUCAUCGGCGGGGCUCAGUAAACUGCGCACGUUACUAUAGCAACAAAAGCGCGUUCUUGUCACCAUCGUCUAUAAACACACACAGACACAUACACACAGCGGAUUAAAAAGCGUUAUGACGUGUUAUGAUGAUUUUAUGGGUUGUUGUAAUUUAACACAAAUUAAACAUGUUGUCCGGUGUGACACAGAUCAGCCGAAUCGUUUCGAAACAGAUUUUUACUGAGAGAAAGUCCGUAAAUCAGUAUGAGGCUGUAAGAUUCAACGAGCUGUCUCGAGUCAUUCGCCUGCUUGAAGAUCCAGUUUCUUCCUCAUUGAAGGAGAGACACCUUUUUAUGUUGAAGAAAGUGGUGAAGACAAGUCAUCGAGGAUUUGUUUUGAGGGAUCUCGCAGACGUGUUUAAGAUUAUAAACAUUUGUGCUGAGAAAGCAACAGAUGAUGAAGAUUACUCCAGAAUCCUUUGUGAUUUACUCCACACAUGCGGGCGACCCUUCCUAAAGGAGAAGUCCUCUGAUGAGAUGAACUAUGACACUGUAGUGAUGGGCUGUCUGUCUCAAAUGGGUUUUCUGAUGAGAAUUCCAGUCCCAGAAAUCAGACAUCAGAUCUGUUCCUCUGUGAUCGCUUUUUACACCUGUGAAAACCCCAGAUCUGGAUUUGAUGGUGUUUCUCCCACACGUCCUGAUUACAGAAGGCUGAUGGUGGAACGUAGCGGCCUGGCUGAAACACUUGUGAUGUCACUGCCUCUCAUGGAAAAUCAGCUGUCAGUCAAACUGCGUCUUCUUCACACUCUCCAGAUCUUGUCUCGGACAUCAGAUGUGAACUGUAAUUUAAUGCUGAAAGCUCAGGCCGCUCACAAGAUCUGUUACCAUAUGAGUGAAGGUGACCCAUCUGGGCAGAUUCUGUUUCGCUCUUCAGAGAUCUUGUGGAAUCUUCUGGAGAACGGAUCAAAGGAGGAGGUCACCGCUCAGCUCAGUAACAUGGACUGUAUAGAUUCUUUAAAACAGGCGUUUCUUCACCAGCUGUUGAAUGGUUUUCGUCAUUAUGAUCAACAGUUGAGGAAUGACCUACUGGUGCUUACAUCACUGAUUGCAGCCAAUCCAAAUGCUCGUUUGAUUGAGAGCGGGUUUGUCAAACAUCUCACACUGCUUGCCACUUUUCCAGAGUUGAAGAGUCACAAUCCUCUGGUGCGUAACCUCAGGCUUUCCUUCAACCAAGAGGACUUUGAGAUGAAAAAACUCUUGCUGAAUGUGAUUGUUGUCCUGUCUAAAGAUCUGGCUGCUCUGCAGUUGUUUAAAGAGGGUCGCGUCAUGCUGGCACUGAUGCUUUUGAUCAAACCGAGAUCAUGUGACAUCCACAGCAGCAGACGCAGCUGGACAUCCAGCCAGCAGGAGGAGCUGCAGCUUCAGGCUUUAGCCACACUUAGCAUGUUGGCACCUUUGAUGUUGGAUGACUACAUUAUGUGUCAGGCCAACACUUGUCUGUUGCUUUUGCUUGACUGGUGUCUACAGGAAGACUCCUUUAGGGGUCAGGGUCACAGUUUCCAUGGGACCGGUGGGCGUGGCGGGAAGAAGGCGCAGAUGAGAUACUGCAUUCGUGUGCUUAGAUCUGUGGUGUCUCUGGGCAAUGAGCUGGUGAUCCAGGAUCUCUGUGAUCAGGGAGGAAUAGGGCAGCUUUUGGGGGUGUUGCGCUGGUUCUUAAGAAAAAAGGAGACAGAAGAUGAUGUUUCUCUGGAGAUACAGAUGGACAUUCAGGUCAUUCUGUCUGCGCUCUGUGAGGGGGACAUGCACAGGAAGGAGCUGUUUGGCAGUGAUGGUGUGGAGAUUUUGCUUCAGUAUUUGAAUAUGGAUCCUCAUCUGAUCUUUGGUGGGUUGGGUCAUAAUAAACUGCUUCUGUCCACUGUCGACUGUGUUUGGUCGUGUGUCGUUGGCUGUUUCAAUACCGAGGAUGUGUUUUUGGAGAGACGUGGUAUUUAUCUACUCCUGCACCUGCUGCAGGUGAGCCCCAGGCAUAUGUUGAGCAUGCUCAUCGGGACUCUGCUGGAGUUGUGUGAAAACAGGCAGGCGCUGGCACACAUGCUGAGCUGGUGCGGAGAGAAAGACGCCUCUGCCCCACAACUCCUCCUAAAGAUCUGGAGGGAAGAAGAGAAGCUGAUGGGCAUCACACGAGACCAGCGGGGAAUGAUCACAGACGUAAAGCAGCCAAUCAUCUCACAGACUGAGGACGGACCGUCAUCAAAUGACUUCAGUGCUUCAGUCAGAGACGUGUCAGAGAGCCUGUGUGCAAACAUCUACUGCAUGUUCUCCAAACUGGGAUUUAAACGGCUGUCGGGUUUGAGUACAGAAGAUUACAUCACACUCAGCAUCAUCAGCCAAUACCUGGACUUCAAGGUGGCUGAGGUUUGGGCUGAGGUCUCAGCUGAGCUGUCUGAUGAGGGACUGGCACCCAUCUCAUCAGAUGAAGAAGCCUUGAAGAGCAUGAAAAAGAUAAACGAUGACACAGCCGGUCAUGUGCGCUCUCUGCAGCAAAGCAUUCUGGGCUGGCAGCAACACGAAGAUCUGCAGGAGGAGAGACGCAUGUAUACUGAGAUAAUCUUCACUCAUAAGCAGAGAGAGUUAGCUACAGACGCCUGGAGAAAUUAUGUCGCCAGAACAUCAAACUACAGCAUCUUAAAGGAGUUCAAAAGGCUACGAGAAGAAAGCAACACCAGGGGCUCAGAAGCGACAACAGACGAGACCCUUGAGGGACCCCCGAAACAAAAGACCUCUUCAAACACUGUCUCAGAUCAAUAAACCAUUGCCAAUGACAUUGAUAUUUACAACAUACUACUCUUUAAAUCUUUGGCAUUGUUUUGAAAGAGCUCGACACGUGUGUCAAAUCGCUUGUGUUUCAUGGUGAUUGUGUGACUUAGGCCCUGUUUACACCUGGUAUUAAGAUGCGUUUUGGUCGAUCGGAUCACAUGUUGAUGAGAGAGACACGUGUUCGUUUACACCUGGGGUCGUUUACACUUCUGAUCCCCAAAAAUAAGAAACGUAAUGGGAGAAUGGGCUUGCAGGGUGGGAUCUGACUUGCAGAUGAUCUGUGAUUUAUAAAGGGAACAUUUCUUUGUUUAAUAAGUCUUUACUCUUUCCCCGACAUUGACUAGAUAACUCAUCAAUUAAGAGAAAACGAUUCCCUGCCAAUGACGAGAAUUUCCGGCUUUUCGCAGUAGUGCUAUUAUCCACCAGGUGGCGCAGUUCUGCAACUUAUACAAUCUGGAAGUAACGCCUCACGUGAAAAUUGAAUUAUCUCUGCUUUUUGCUCAAAAUUGUGUGUUUUUAAGAAACCUACCCAUAUUUGAGAGGUGAUAAAAGAGAAAUAAUGAAGGCAGGAUUAAACUUUUUUUGUUUGAAAUCAGAGGGUCUGUUCUUUCAUUUGAUGUAUUGUUUGUUUAUAUAUUUAAAGAAGAACAUUUUCUGGAAGGCAUUAAACUUUUGUGAAAAUCAUGAAAAAUGUUAUUGCUGGCUGGCAACUUUUUUUAAAACGCUGGCGGGGAAAGAGUUAAUAUUAGUCUAAACAUUUUACACCCCGUUUACAUCUCUAUUUAGCAUCGUCCACUUGAGAUCCGAUCGACAUAAAAGCAUCUUAAUACCAGGUGUAAACUGGGCCUUUAGUUUCUAUAAUGACUAAUAAAAUAAGAGCACAAUCUCUGUUUACUGACUGUAAAUCUCACUACAGCAAAUACACUGUGGUCACACACAAGUUACUACUUUAUGAUCAUCACGGGUUAAUAAACUAGUCUGUGUUAGUCUGAUGUACAACACAAGAGGGCGACAGCUUUGCAGGUCAAUCACUGUAUUCUUAUUUCAUAGGAGGAAAGCAUUUCUAUAAGCACAUCUGAAAACAUACAGGGUUUAAACUGUGCUCAACAUCAUAUAGAGCGCGUCUUUGUUACAAAGCAGCUUUACAUGAAAUGAAAAAUCAAGAAUGUCAAUUUUAGGAAAGAUU